CACUGCAGCAGCACAUUCCCCGCUUUUCCUCUUCGCAGCACCUAUAAUAGCGAACGUCCAGCAAGCAGCGAGCCACAUUCGGCUCCGUAAUUCUCUCAACGCUUGAACACGUGCACAUAUUCGUACCGGUGUUUUAUGAAGAGCAGCAAGCGGACGCCAAAAUCCAAUUGAAUUCCCUGGACUGAGCAAUCGCUGUGCUGAUAAACCAAGGGAUGCAGACUAUAUAGUGCACAGUUGAUGGUCACUCCAUUACCAUGGCAACAGAAGAUAAGAAGCCAGAGACCGACACAAAACCUCCAGUGGCGACCUCAGCAUCUUCCACUCAGAGCAAGUCAGCUCCUGCCAAGCCCAACUACGGAUUGAAGUUUACACUAGCAGGCCACACUAAAGCCGUCUCCUCUGUCAAGUUCAGUCCCAGUGGGGAGUGGCUCGCCAGCUCCUCUGCUGAUAAACUCAUCAAAAUCUGGGGAGCUUAUGAUGGCAAAUUUGAGAAAACCAUUUCUGGACACAAACUUGGCAUAUCCGACGUGGCCUGGUCGUCCGACUCCAACCUCCUGGUGUCUGCGUCUGAUGAUAAGACCUUGAAGAUCUGGGACGUCAGCUCGGGAAAAUGCUUGAAGACCCUGAAAGGUCACAGCAACUACGUGUUCUGCUGUAACUUCAACCCGCAGUCCAAUCUGAUCGUGUCGGGAUCAUUUGACGAGAGUGUGCGAAUAUGGGACGUGAAGACUGGGAAGUGUUUGAAAACAUUGCCCGCUCAUUCGGACCCCGUCUCUGCUGUCCAUUUCAACAGAGAUGGCUCCCUGAUCGUGUCCAGCAGCUACGACGGACUUUGCCGAAUUUGGGACACAGCAUCUGGGCAGUGCUUAAAAACACUCAUAGAUGACGACAACCCUCCUGUGUCAUUUGUCAAGUUUUCUCCCAACGGGAAAUACAUCCUGGCUGCCACGCUUGAUAACACACUGAAGCUCUGGGACUACAGCAAAGGAAAGUGCUUGAAGACGUACACAGGCCAUAAAAAUGAGAAGUACUGCGUAUUUGCCAACUUCUCGGUCACAGGUGGAAAGUGGAUCGUGUCAGGCUCUGAGGACAACAUGGUGUACAUCUGGAACCUGCAGACAAAGGAGAUUGUGCAGAAAUUGCAGGGCCACACAGACGUGGUCAUUUCGACCGCCUGCCACCCGACAGAGAACAUCAUCGCAUCUGCGGCACUAGAAAAUGACAAAACCAUCAAACUUUGGAAAAGCGAUUGCUAAAGCUUGACAUUCAUAUUUCUUCUUUUAGACACUUUUUUUCUAUUUUUUAUAAAUGAAAAAAAAGACUUUUUUUCUUCCCACCGGCGACCUUGUGCAGGAUGCAGAGCUUCCAGGGAAUGAACUUCAGCUAUUAUGUGACAAAUGAAGCCCCAUGGUAAAGAAAAAAACGAAUUAUUAAGCAGUUUGUUCUGCACCACAUGCAUAAUUCAUUCAUUCCACACAGUUUGGUGUCCAGCCAACUCCCCUCACAUAUUUCGUUGUUUAGCAAAAUGGGUGACUUGUUUAAAUAAGUUACUAACGCCAUUUCUAGUGCUUCAGUAUUAUUGGACAGAACUUUUAACCUCAGUGGCAACACGUUUCAAGAGAAUUCGCUCACGGUCUGUACAACAAAGUAAAAGGUUACUACUUUUUGCCUUUUAUGUCUGUGUUAUUGUCCAGUGAUGUCAGGCUUGAUUUUGGUUUUCUAAUAAACAAGAUACCCAUUG
Messenger RNA from Phycodurus eques (leafy seadragon), 1741 nucleotides. RefSeq names its product WD repeat domain 5 (gene wdr5). The record is from RefSeq and is a predicted model, not a curated record. Gene Ontology annotation, cellular component: Set1C/COMPASS complex. Gene Ontology annotation, molecular function: histone binding. The coding region runs from base 255 to 1256 and encodes 333 amino acids. NCBI's taxonomy places the organism in Eukaryota, Metazoa, Chordata, Actinopteri, Syngnathiformes, Syngnathidae. The transcript is spliced from 15 exons.